GCAGGACGCAGGAGGAUCGUCGCUCUCCAAGGUGCUGAAACUCGGAGCGCUCUCUCCUCACUCUUUUCCUCAAUCGUGGAAAAAAAAAAACAGCUGAAACUGCGACUACAUCUGGCUUUUUUCUAUCUUGGAUUUUUAAAAUUUUAAUUACAAUAGUGGAUGUGGAAUGAGUGCACGCCAACAGUGACACUCCUGCGUUCAAAUGUCUACCUGCAAUACUGGGGAAAUAGACUUCGGAUGCUUAGGAAACGCCAGAGGAUUCAAUACGCAUUUUGCCAUUUUAAGUCCUGUUCUGCACAGCAAACAGGCGCCAGAAACGACAGAAGAUGACAAAUGAGAUCUACUUUGGAUUUACGUGGAAAUGUGUUUGAUUGCUCUUAAGCCUCUGUGCUACAGCCGAAUGGGAGGAAUAUUGUGCAGAGGAUCGUACUGAAUUUACCAGUGUGGAUAAAAGUGAAGUUUGCUCUAGGUUUCUACAGUAUACAUAACUAACGAAAAUUCUAUGUUUUGGGCUUUGUGGCAUCGCGUCAAGUGCACAUCGGAGCUUGUUGUCGCGCCCGUGUCUCUGGAGUGACGCCGAUGUCAGCGCAGUGCGGAGCGGAUCCAGAGUGGACCCCGCGAGCCUGAAGAGAUGCCACGAACAAGCUUGCGCUGAAAGUGGAUGUCCGUUACGCGGCUGAACAUGGGCCCUCCCCUGCUCCUGCGCGUGCGCUUAUGGGCCGCUGUGCUGCUCGUGCUGAUCGUGCUGGUCCUGAGCGCAGCUGUGGCCCCGGCCUCAGUGGGGAACCCCCCAGAGGACUACACGGCGGACGAGGCGGAGCGCCAGGGCGCAGAUAAUAUGGUGUUCGAUGACUACCGCGGGAAGGGCUGCGUGGACGACAGUGGCUUCGUGUACAAAUUGGGUGAGCGCUUCUACCCGGGACACUCGAACUGUCCGUGCGUGUGCACGGAGGAUGGACCUGUGUGCGACCAGCCCGAGUGCCCAAAACUGCAUCCCAAGUGCACCAAAGUGGAGCACAAUGGCUGCUGCCCCGAGUGCAAGGAGGUGAAAAACUUUUGCGAGUAUCGAGGGAAAACCUACAAGAUUCUGGAGGAAUUUAAGCCUUCGCCGUGUGAGUGGUGCCGCUGUGAACCAAAUAACGAGGUGCACUGCGUGGUGUCGGACUGCGCUGUGCCCGAAUGCGUCAACCCCGUGUACGAGCCGGAGCAGUGUUGUCCAAUCUGCAAAAACGGUCCAAAUUGCUUUGCUGGAACGACGAUCAUCCCAGCCGGGAUGGAAGUGAAGGUGGACGACUGCACCAUCUGCCGCUGCCAUAACGGGGACUGGUGGAAGCCGGCGCAGUGUUUGAGACGUGAGUGCCUCAACGGCCAGGGGCUGUCAUAGGGACUCCACCAUGAGAGAAUCGCUCAGGCAAGGCCCUGCCCACUCUGCACCAUUUUGUAUGACUGACAGGGCAGGAGCACAACUCAACACCUGACACCAGGAAGUUUCAGAGGGACAUUGUCAUAGCCACACAAACACCUGCCGCAGAAAAGGACUGGUCUUGUGGCUCUUUGAAUCCUAUAUAUUUUCUGAAACUUGACAUGCUCGACUUGCUGCUCUCACAGUUUGUAAUCUCCGACUGUCUCCAUGUUGAAUCGCUCAUCUGUUCGUCAUUGGGCCGUGGUAGCAUCACUGCACUCACACAGGUGUUGUAAAUGCAGCAGCAGGAAAACAAACCGUAAGCACACUGAACAGCGCUUUUGUUCUGUCAUGUAAGGCUACUGCUGCAAGCACUUUAAGAGUGCACUUCACAACUUCACUCUGAGAGCUUGUUUACAAGAUGCACUUCACUCACAUGUUUGUUACUUUUGUAUCACUAUGGCAGGAAUUCACCCUAACACCACUGUCUUUUAUAAACAGCAUUCUUUGCUUCACCUAACAUGUUCCUGUUUUAGUAUUGUGAUGCACAGAUGGAAAAGAAGGUUAUUAUUACAAAUGCAGCUUCAAUCUCACAAAGAUUCUUGUAAACCCAGGCAGCAAAUAUUGGAAUACUUAAUCAAAACUUUAGGUAAUUUCUCUGCCUCAAAGGUCCAUAUCCUUCAAAUUAUCCUCCACAAAACAACUGCUUGAACUUGUGUUAUCAAAGUAAUUAGCAAAGCAAGAGCAGCCUGCCUCAAUUUCUUUUAAUCAAAGAGUAUUUGGAGAUAAAUCAUCCAGCUGCUUGCUUGGCGAUACUGUUGCCGCUACGCCGGCACGCAACAAAAACUGAAAAGAAACUGGCAGUACACAUAUGUCUGAAUGUGGUUAUUGUCCAUGAGAGGAGAGUGGGUUAUUUAUCUCAUAGGCACAGUAUGCUGAGCUGCACCCACUCAUGACAACUCCACUGCAAGAGAUUAUUACACAUUUGGGAUUCACUUGGCCCUUUUCAUAUAGUAGCAUUGAAUCAGGCCAACUAAUGGCAUUCACAAGACUCCAAUAAGUGCCCACUCGUUCCCUCGAAGGACAGUGCUGUGUAAAGGAUUUAGUGUGAGAAAUGCUGUUGCUUUAAUCAUUUUUGUAUUUGAUAAACAAGUAGAGUCUAAUCUAAUAUAUUUGAGUCCAAAUAUUUACAUCUAGUAUAUUCAGUGUUUUGAAGGUACCAUCAAUAAAACACUAAAAAGAAACAAUAUUUAUUAAGAAAUUAGCUAUACAUUUCAAAAUAAAACAGGAACAGCUGAACUAAAGAUUUUUAUUUUUUGUGAAAUGUGCUAUACCUUCAUCAUUGCAAGACGGGACCAGUGCCUUGGUAGACAACUUUGCUUUAUGAGUAGACCUUCGUUAUUACUCAACUAGUAGGGAUUAUUCUGAUUUACUGCAGUCCCCUGUCCAUCCCUCUAAGUCAGACCAUGCCCUGAAUAAGUAACAUAGCAAUUUAAUAACAAACUGUUAACUUUAAUAACAAAAACUGACCUCUGAAAGAAACAUAAAAAUGCUAGAAAAAUCUAACAAAAUUGUAUACAUAUUAGACAUACAGCCCAACCCCAUUUCCAAGUGAUUCUUUUUUGUUCCUAAUACUGUUAUCAUAUUUUGCACUGUACUAUACAUUAAAAAUAUGAACAAAGCCCAGUGAGUGUUUUCAUAGAUGAUAAAUACAACUCAUUAAUUCUAAGGUGAAUUCCAAUAAGCUCUUGCUAUACAUCACCAGAUUUCUCCCCAUUUCCAGAAAGCCUUGCCCGUUAACCUUCUAGACCCUACUCCUGGGCUGUGAUGGAUGGUCUGCUUAAUACUAGCUCACAGCACUCUGUAAUGAGCCAGAAAUGAACAUGGGAUAAGGAACUCAAAAAAGUAGUGCUGUUAAAACGAAUUCUUUUGGGUAAGGCUGUGUAAUAAACUCCCCUACGGUGUUUCAGGGAGCAGACAGCACACAGGGAGAAAGGAAAAACUGCAAAAAUGAAUGAGCGUGGGCGGGGACUUGUCAAACAGGCUUUCAUUUUAUCAUUAGGCUGCAGUGAUUUAGUGUCUUUCAGUAUAGACACAGAACUCAUCUAUCUCGCCUCUCAUAAUAGUAAAACUGACAGCUAUGGUUUAUCAAUCACCCUCUCAUUGCUCGAGACGUUUCCAGAUUAAAGCUAGAAGUUUAAGUCUUCAAAUGAACUGAAAAUGGCUAAUGAUUAUUCCCCCACAGAUGUAUUACAAAACAUAGCCACAAGAAAGUUAGCUUUUCUGCCACUGCAUCAAAGCCAUUUAGACAUAAGGUAUGAAGGAGUUUAAUUUUUUUUCUCUAUAAUACAGUGUCAUAAUUACAUUUUCUGCAAAAGACAAAAUUCAAUACAACCAAAUCAAACAGAACAUUUGACUAUGAAUGCAAAGAUUUCGCACAAUUUUACAAAAGAAAAUUUCUAGAAGGUAAAGUAAUAGAAAUAUUUACAAUUGCCAAACUAUCGACGUAACUUGAAAUGAAAGUGGUACAACACAAUUGUUGGGUUUCGGUAACACCUUUUAAAACCUAGAUAUGACAUAUAUUUCAACGAUUUGAGCCAAGAAAGUGGAAAGUCAAAAGUUGGAAAUGCUUAGAAUGUUUGUAUUUGAAUGUCCACUCAUGAAUCCAUCUGUGCUGCACAUAUCGCAGGCUUGUACAUGGGCAUUUUGUAAAGGUAUGCCAUUUGCUCUUUUCACGAGACACUAACUUACUGUAGCUCAAAAUUAUGUUCGUUUUUCCCUAUGUUCUUAUUGUAUUUUACAGCAACAAAACUGUUACAUGAAGUGUGCCUGAAAACCAACAUGGUAUGGGAGUGAAAAACUUAUUAUACAAUCAAUGCUAUUGUAUUGUUUUUGAGCACCAAGGGUCUGACUAUGUGGAAUUCAAAUCUACAAAUAGAAAUAUGUACGUGAUUGUAUGGAGUUACACUGUCAUAAAAUUCUUAAUGAAAAAGGUAAAAUGAGGGUCCAAAUAAGGACCCUUGGUGCUCCCCAUCUUGUUCAUAUGUAAAUAUCUUUAAACAUAUAAUGUGUAUUCUGAACUCUGAGGUUGGAGUAAAAAAAAGUCGAUGCGAAAGAAAAUGAGUAUUAUUGAUUGAGACAAACCCUAUUUUGUUAAGCUGACUUGAAAAGAAGUGUUAUUCGCC
This is a messenger RNA of Periophthalmus magnuspinnatus, 4587 nucleotides long. RefSeq names its product von Willebrand factor C domain containing 2 like (gene vwc2l). The coding region runs from base 662 to 1384 and encodes 240 amino acids. Lineage: Eukaryota; Metazoa; Chordata; Actinopteri; Gobiiformes; Gobiidae. Gene Ontology annotation, biological process: negative regulation of BMP signaling pathway. The transcript has 4 exons. Gene Ontology annotation, cellular component: AMPA glutamate receptor complex. Gene Ontology annotation, molecular function: protein binding. The record is from RefSeq and is a predicted model, not a curated record.